AUGAGAAGCAUUUCUCCCUCGAUUAUCGACAUCCGUCGUACGCGACAUGAGAACACGAUUCCUAAUAUGGUUAUCGAGGGACUCACUCAAACACCAAAAACCUUUCCGGCGCUUCUAUUCUACAGCAGCGAAGGCAUCGAGCACUGGAUCAACCACUCUCAUGCCGCAGACUUCUACCCCCGGGCCGAGGAGCUGCGCAUUCUUGAGGCCGAAGCUGCUAGUAUUGCAGCGUCGAUCGCAAGCCACAGUGUAGUUGUUGAUCUUGGCAGCGCGAGCGCGGAAAAGAUUGUUCACAUUCUCAAGGCCGUGGAGGCGCAGCAAAAGCACAUUCAGUUCUAUGCUCUAGACCUGAGUGACUCGGCGUUGCUCUCAACAAUCCAGGAAAUCCAACCGGAGCAGUUCCACUAUGUCCAGAUCGCAGCCCUUUACGGCACAUUCGAUGACGGCUUCCAUUGGCUACAGAAUGCUCCCCAGGCGCGGGGACAUCCUCAUUGUCUUCUCAUGCUCGGCCUAACAAUCGGCAACUACUCUAGGGCCAAUGCCGCCAAAUUCAUCCGCACAAUGGCCCGGGAGGGACUAGCUGCUUCGUGUAAGCAAAGCUCUAUCAUCCUUACCAUCGACAGCUGCAAGGAUGAAAACAAGGUCCUUCGUGCAUACCGCGCGGAUGGCGUUGUUCCCUUUGCGAUGGCUUCACUUCCGUACGCGAACCGCCUCUUUGGUUGCCAGGAGAAAAGGGUGUUUCGUGAAGAAGACUGGGAGUUUGACAGCUUCUGGAAUCGAAGUCUCGGAAGGCAUGAAGCCUCGUUGGUCAUGCGGUCCUCUGAUACGAAGCUGGGUAGUCCGCUUGAUAUGAUAUCAAUGAAGAAGGGCGAGAAAGUACGUUUCGGAUGUAGUCACAAGUAUGACAAGCGGGAGCGCGAGGAACUCAUACAAUCUGCCGGUCUCAAAGAGGUGACCAGUUGGUCUAGUAGUGGGUGCGACGUCGGGUUCUAUCAACUAAAGCUAGCAUGA
Molecule: messenger RNA, 1011 nt
Organism: Penicillium olsonii
Lineage: Eukaryota; Fungi; Ascomycota; Eurotiomycetes; Eurotiales; Aspergillaceae
Source: the annotation of a GenBank genome assembly